Molecule: messenger RNA, 613 nt
Organism: Racocetra persica
Lineage: Eukaryota; Fungi; Glomeromycota; Glomeromycetes; Diversisporales; Gigasporaceae
Source: the annotation of a GenBank genome assembly
GGCUGGAAAAUAUCCUUUGGUAGAAGAAGCACUUGCACUUUGGAUAUCAAGAGCAAAUACUGCGUUGCAAACAAUUACGGAUGCAAUAGUUAAAUGUAAAGCAACACAACUCACGGAAGGGCUUGAAGUGACAGGUUUUAAUGCAUCUGAUGGGUGGCUUUCAAAUUUCAAAAAAAGGCACCAUAUAAAGGAAUACAAACAUUUAGGUGAAGCUGCAAGUGCACCUCUCGAGAAUCUUCCCAGAUUUUGCAGUGAGUUGCAAAAACUAAUCAAAAAAUACAAGCCUGAGGAUGUUUAUAAUGCUGAUGAAACUGCAUUAUACUGGCGUAUGGAAUCUGAUAAAAUGUUAGCUGAUGGCCCAGUUGCAGGAAAAAAAAAGCCAAAGACCAUAUUACUGUUUAUACAUAAAUUUAAAACUCCUCGAGCUCUCAAAAAUAUUGAUAAAUCCACCUUACCCGUGUAUUAUUACUGGAAUAGAACAAUUCAUAACUGUUGGAGAAAGACUGGCAUUUUGCCAGAGAGUUUUCUUAGUGAAUUAUUUCCACAUGAAGAACCAGACCAAGCCAAUGAACCUGACCAAUCUAAUAAACCUGACAUUAUUGAUGAGAUUUAG